UGUCAAAGCCUAUGAAGUUGUCAGGCCGAAAAUAACGAUUAUGGUCACAAAUAAUGGUAAUAAUGUCUUUAAAUACUUUGUGUCUCAACGCUGUCAGUGAACAUUUUCAUGUUUUGGGGACAACGGCGAUACUUGGUCUUCCGAAGAACCUCCUAAAGGAUCUUCUUCCCUGUUUGGAUGUGAUCCAGCUGGAUGAGCUUCAAGAGGGCCUCAACCUCAAAGGUGAGCCUGAAUAUCCACGCUCUCUUCAUGGGUGGAACUCUCCCGGCGAUUGCAAGGCAAGAAGACGACCGACGCGCUUUCAUGUCUGGGAUUCCAGAAGUCCCAGGUUCAGACGGAGCAAGACGUGAAACAAGCAGUCAUGGAGCAGAUAUUUGCCACCGUCAUCAACGACUGGCACCUUUCUUCCACUCUUUGGAAGCAUUCAAACACCUCAGCCUUGUUGCUGGCGGCAGCUAAAAGCAUCAACUCCCUGACACUGUCCUCCAAGCACAACUUUAAGGUCAACUUGAUAGCGAGAGAGACGCCCGUUCUCAGCGUUCUAGAGAAGACGGUGACUAAGCUCACAUUGUGGUUGGAGAAGACUGAGCCCAGGGAGAAGGAGGAAUUACUGAUGGGCAUCAUCCAUCGCCUGGUGCAACAUGGCGUCACCAAACAAGUCAUUCUACGCACCUGUGAAGAGAGCCUCUUAUCUAAAGUGCUGUUGGCUGGAGGAUGUCUGAGCGGGGGACGCACAGAAGAAGACGACAAAGAAGGCCCCCCGGCAAAGAAGCACAAAUCCGAUUUUUGUGAAGAAAUCCAAACAUGCGCUGAGUGUCCAAAACGAGUCAUUGAACAUCUGAAGCUGGUGGAGUGUUCACCAAGUCUCUUGAUGAAGCUGACGGAAAUACUUCCUUCCUGCUCCAACCUGACGUCUCUGACGCUGAACAGCGACUCGCCCAUCAGUUUGGAGUACGUGGAGUACCUGGCGGCGGCGCUGGAGAAGCUGUCCCGACGCCCCCACGCUUCCCUCAGACAUCUGUCCAUCUUCUCCGUGACAUGCACGUCACUGCUGGCCGUCCUUCUGCACGCCUGCCCCAGGCUGACCACGCUCAAAGUGGAUUUCGAGGACUUCGCUGGGCAAAACCUGCACCUUACGAGAGACUUGAGUGACCUUCGGCUGGAGUGCCUGUCAAUCACGCUGGACGGGCAGCUGACCUCGCCCACUUUCCUCUUGCCCGUGCUGAGACGCUGCCCCCGCCUGCUCCGGCUUCAUGUGCAAGGCAUGCACCUGCCGACCGGAUUCUCUCAAAGGAAACUCCUCACCACGCUGUCAGAGUGCAAUGGCCGCCUGACAUGUCUCCAUCUUGACGACCUCAACAUGUCUGAUUGUCUGCACCAGAUCCUAAACGUGGUGCGAGCGUGCAAGCUGGAAGAGCUCCGCCUCCACGACUGCCGCCUCCUGGAGCAGCAGAGCAAUAAGCAGGAGUCUUUGCGGCUUCUGGUGGGCGCCCUGAAGGCGUCGCCGACCCUGCGCAAGCUCACGUUGUCUCAGAACCGCCUCGCCUGCGACGUGCACGUGCUGGCGGAACUCUUCUCUGGACCAACGGCGAGCUCGGUGGAGCACCUGGAUGUUCGACUCAACUUCAUCAAGCCCAAUGACCUGAUGCACUUCGCCGAGGCCAUGAUGGCGUGCCCUCCUCCACGCCGUCUCACCCUCGACCUCAGGGGGAACCCGGGAGACCGAGACGCAGACAAAUGGAACUCUGCCCUGGACAAGCUCCGCCCACUCUGCCAGCCACUGACCAACCACUGGGAGUUGGUCCACACCAUGGCCGACCACAUCAGCAACAUGUAACCACUGGGAGUUGGUCCACACCAUGGCCGACCACAUCAGCAACAUGUAACCACUGGGAGUUGGUCCACACCAUGGCCGACCACAUC
This is a messenger RNA of Nerophis lumbriciformis (worm pipefish), 1923 nucleotides long. RefSeq names its product leucine-rich repeat-containing protein 41-like. The record is from RefSeq and is a predicted model, not a curated record. NCBI's taxonomy places the organism in Eukaryota, Metazoa, Chordata, Actinopteri, Syngnathiformes, Syngnathidae.